This is a messenger RNA of Symphalangus syndactylus (siamang), 3599 nucleotides long. It is a transcript of the gene TSN, whose product is annotated as translin. The record is from RefSeq and is a predicted model, not a curated record. Lineage: Eukaryota; Metazoa; Chordata; Mammalia; Primates; Hylobatidae. Gene Ontology annotation, molecular function: RNA binding; single-stranded DNA binding; sequence-specific DNA binding. Gene Ontology annotation, biological process: RNA metabolic process.
CCCAGCGACGGUCGUAUCGUAAGACCGGGGGACGCGGCGAUAGCGGCGGCUGUUGCGAUUGAUUGCGCUGGUUGCCUCCGGAGUCCACUUCCUUGGCCGCCCUUGCUACACUGGCUGAUUGUUGUGCAGCCGGCGCCAUGUCUGUGAGCGAGAUCUUCGUGGAGCUGCAGGGCUUUUUGGCUGCCGAGCAGGACAUCCGAGAGGCGAGCCCCCUCCCUUGCCUAUUCCCUUUGCCUUUCCAUGCCUAGUUGGGCCACUUCGCCCGGCCCUCCUCUGUCGCUCAGUCUUGGGCGGUGGGGUCUCCUCCGAGGGUGGGUUGUUUCCCCUCUAGCUUUAGAUUAGGCACUCCCCGCCCCCGCCCCAAAUUUUCCUGCUGUGUCCUGAUUCCCCGUGUUCGAGUCUCAGCUUCUCAGCAUCACUUGCCUCGUUUGUGUCAGUUUUCCUUCUUUUCAGCACUUGUUUAUAUCGAAGGCUCGAUUAGCCCCUGGUCUUCAGCGAAUGAGCGUUUCGUGUAUUUUUGUUGGUGUCUUAAAAGCACGUGUGAUCUCCUGCUUAAAACUCUCCUAUGGUUUCCUAUCCCACACGGGAUAAAAAAUCAGACUCUACUGUGGCUCACAUGGUCUCUCUUCAGCCUCGUUUAUGCUCUCUGUCUUUGUGUGUGAUGUUCACUUUACCUUUUCUAGUGCCCCAAAUAGCUUCCUGCCUCUGCUUUUUCUGGAAUUUGCUUCUUUCUCGUUCUUUUCCUGAUUGUCUCGUAUUUAUCUCAUUGACGUCACAGUCUAAACGAUCUAUUUCCUGUUAUGUUUUCUAGUAGCACAUUAACUUUUUUUAAUGUGUGUAAUGUUGAUGAUUUUAAAAAAAUCUUCUCCCCCAUUGUAUGUUAAACCGCCAGAGGGAAGGGAUUGUGUGCUUGGUUUCCCAGUAUUUACACAGUGCCUGGCACAUAAGUAUGCUCAGUGAAUAUUUUAAAAAUGAAUUAGAGGCGGGGAAGCGGCGCCUCAUGCCUGUAAUUCCACCAUUUUGGGAGGCCCAGGCGGCCAGAUCACCUGAGGAAAUCAGAAAAGUUGUACAGAGUUUAGAACAAACAGCUCGAGAGAUUUUAACUCUACUGCAAGGGGUCCAUCAGGGUGCUGGGUUUCAGGACAUUCCAAAGAGGUGUUUGAAAGCUCGAGAACAUUUUGGUACAGUAAAAACACAUCUAACAUCUUUGAAGACCAAAUUUCCUGCUGAACAGUAUUACAGAUUUCAUGAGCACUGGAGGUUUGUGUUGCAGCGCUUGGUCUUCUUGGCAGCAUUUGUUGUGUAUUUGGAAACAGAAACACUAGUGACUCGAGAAGCGGUUACAGAAAUUCUUGGCAUUGAGCCAGAUCGGGAGAAAGGAUUUCAUCUGGAUGUAGAAGAUUAUCUCUCAGGAGUUCUAAUUCUUGCCAGUGAACUGUCGAGGCUGUCUGUCAACAGCGUGACUGCUGGAGACUACUCCCGACCCCUCCACAUCUCCACCUUUAUCAAUGAGCUGGAUUCCGGUUUCCGCCUUCUCAACCUGAAAAAUGACUCCCUGAGGAAGCGCUACGACGGAUUGAAAUAUGACGUGAAGAAAGUAGAGGAGGUUGUCUAUGAUCUCUCCAUCCGGGGCUUCAAUAAGGAGACGGCAGCAGCUUGUGUUGAAAAAUAGGAGGCUCUCCUUGCUCCUGGCCUUGCUGACCUCAGCAGUUGCCAGGAAGGGGUGAGCACAGAGUGCCUCUUACGGUAGUUAGGAUGCCCAGUUGCUAAACACUGCGCUUUAUUUUCUUAACCAGUUGUGGUGUGAGUAUCAGAAUUGAAACACUUUUUUGGGGGUAAAAAAUAUAGCCUUUACAUUUACAGAAUUUUCUUUGUUAUUUCAGUGAAUUUGCUCUGUAAUUCAGUGUAUUUCAGUUCUGUCAAAAAGUGUAAAUGUUAGUUUCUUGGUAAAGUCCUUUUCUUGCUUACCUUGACUGUUGAUGUACUGAUUGAGAAGUUCAUUGUCUCGUUUGUGAUUCUUCCAGAUGUGAUGCUUGAUAUUUUCUAUAUGCGAGUUAGCCAUCCACACCUAGGCAUAGCCUGGAUACGGUAUAAAAAUAGAUAAUUAAAAAGAUGGUUGCCAAGCAAGGAAAACUUAUUUUCUAUUUUCUCUUCCUUAUUUUAAGCAUUGUGAGUAAAUCAGAUGUUGAAUUCUUUUGCCAAGGGAAUUAUAGCCCCAGGUUCUCUCUCACUGCCAUCAAAAUAUAAAAGAUUAAACUGCAAAGUCAAGCUCAACAGAUUAUUUUGGAAAGUUUUUGUAUUAAGGGAUUUAGUAACAUCAUUUGGUUCUCCACCAAGCAGGGAGUAGGGCUUAGUGUUUUAAAACACCUCUGCUUUCUGAUGUUGCCUUAAUAUCCUGCUAUUGCAGCAAUUAAAAAUUUUCUUCAUGUACAUUUGGAACUAACAGGUGAUGUGAUAUAUUCCUAAAUUAUGAAACCUUUUUCCUAGUAGUCAGCUAGAUCAUUUGUUCUGGGAGUAUAAAGCCACCCACGUAAGUUAAUAAGCAAAAUCCUGACUAUUAUGUUGUUAGAGAAAAAUGCUUUGCUUUGUCUGGAAGAAAGAUAAAAUAGUGAAUUAUAAAUAAAUCAGGCCGGGUGUGGUGGCUCACACCUGUAAUCCCAGCACACUGGGAGGCCAAGGCAGGGGGAUUGCUUGAGCUCAGGAGUUCGAAACCAGUCUGGGCAACAAAGUGAGACUCCAUCUCUAUAUAAAAACAAAAAACACGAAAGCACACACAAAUCAGUGGGAUUUGGUAAUGUGUUUUAGAGUAAGAAAUUUCAGGUUGUUGGUGACUAUCCCAACAGUUAUGUUUUAAAUGUACAGUUUGGGGCAAGUCAUGUAAAUACUGUUGGUGAUCUUCCCCCCACGCCCCAAUUUUCAAGUAGUACUAAGAGUAUGUGCCAGGAAACUCUUGCUAUUGAAUUGAGAUGAUUAAAAUGGUGACUUAAUCCAUAGUUAUUUUGCACCCACUGAAAGGAAAGUGCUUUCCAGAAUAAUAUGAAGUAUCUAAAAGUGUCACCUUUUCUUGCCUGAUCAACAAUUUGGGCUUCCUGUUUGUACAAGGGGCCAUUUGGCAUACCUUUCACAGCUUUUAUCAGGCCGAGUUAAAGGCUGACUACAUUUUUUCGUUACGAGGAAAGCAGUUGAAAUUAGGCAUGGGUUAUUAUGCAUUGGGAUUUUAGAACAAUUUUCUUGUGACAGCUCUUUUUGUGAAGUUAGGUUCUUAAAAGUGCCCAUGAUGGUCACUUAAAAUGUGCAGUGAUAGCACUGCCAGGAUCAAGCAUGAAAGGCUUUUAAAUUAAAUCAUCACACAUAAGGUAAUACGUUUGAUACUAAUUUUUUUUUUUUAACCUCUUUAAGUAUUGAUUCUGCUUGAGAAUAUUGAAGUACUUGCCAGAAGUUGUGGAUUUCAGUUUUAACAAAUGCUAUGUAAGUGGAGAAGCACACUCUGGUCUUGGAAUUCCAUUUGAGGAUUUAGAAGUGUCAUGUUUAUAACUAUUGAGUUGUGUUUGUUGCUGGCUUGUUGUAAAGCAAUAAAUUUUUUUUUGGUCUUUUUGUAA